UAUGUAGUACUGUACACGUACAAUGUAGGGAUCUAAAACGAUCACAUUUUCACAUUCAUUUUCAUAUUUGUGGCCCGUAUCGUUCUACAGGACACUUCACGGGUACCGCUAUGAUGGCUGCGUUAGCUGCGAUAUCUCCUCUCCGGUGCCCGUUCACAUCGGGUGUUCACCUUCCUGCAAUCCGUAAAUCUGGCCGAGUUCGUGCGACAGCCCCUAGACUAAAUGUCGAAGCCAGAGCAACGAAGUCGCAAGAUGGGGCUCAGGAGUUCUCGAAGGUGUUUCGCCCGGCCGUCGGAAGUGCGGUCGCCAACGCCCUUGUCGUGCUACCCUCUUUCGCGGGCGAACCAGGGAAAAUUUUUGACUUCAACUUGACCCUCCCCAUUAUCGCCUCCGAGUUCCUCCUCUUGAUGGUGAUCCUCGACAAAACUGUAUUCGGCCCCGUUGGAAAGGCGCUCGACGACCGUGACGAACUUAUUCGAACUCAGCUCGCUGCCGUGGGUGACAACUCCUCCGCCGUCGCCGACCUCAUCGCAGAAAAGGAGAACCUCAUCUCUGCUGCUCGCGCAGAGGUGGCCCGUGAAGUGGCCGCUACAAAAUCAAAGAUAGAUGCCGACAUCGCGGCUGCCUCAACGAAGGCCAAAGCUGAUGUGGACAAACAGAUUGCUUCUGCUCUCACAAAACUUGACUCCGCAAAAUCUGAGUCAGCCGCUCAGGUCGAAACAAUGUCCAAGGAGCUCUCUGACCAAAUCAUCAAGAAGGUGGUCGAAGUAUGAUGUCAUGAUUUGCUGCGCUUUAAUUGGUUUCGCAUCAUGUAGCUACGAUUCCCAAAAGUGUGCCUCGUCUGUCUAGCAACUGAUUGACGGAGAGAACAUCGAAAGUGGAGUAAGAGUGAGGAAUAUGACUUGAGUACAGUUAGCUGAGUCAGCUCCGUUGAGUUAAAAGCAACCAACUACCGCUGCCGUAGUCGCGCGAUCCCGUCCAAAUUUUGUUCCCCACCCACGCGUGCACUCUCCCGUCUGCAGCAUAUAUCGAACGGUUCCACGCGCCCUACAGCGAUAAUCGCGUCCUUUUCUUUGUGAGCUUGCCAGGCAAUACACGCUGACCAUAGUGCAGACCGAGGUAUUCCCUGGUCUCGGUCUGUCCCACAUCCAAGCAGACGUCAUCCUUUAUCUCCACUAGAUUGACAUUAUUCCCUUCAUCGAUGAUGGUAUCAGUCACAUUUAUUUUCAAUUCACGAAGGGAAAGCGCUACAUUACCACAACCGUUGAACACUGAGGUAGAAGAUAAACCAUAGGCAGUGCGAAGAACUGAUGCUGCAAAAUGUGCUGCCAAUAUGCAACAGCCAUUGUUUAUACUGAGACGAGUACGAUCUCCAUCUCUCACAGCUGCACGGUCUGCAUUCUUCCCCGGAAUGAAAAAGUCGUCACCCUUCCACUCAGCGACUGAAGUACGUGGCGUGAAGGCAGACACACAUACUGAAAUGAACUUGUCAAGGUUGUCAAGAGCACCAUCACUGAACAGAGACAAGUAUGAAGGAUCACGGAGAUAGGCUAGUGUCGCUCUAUCGCGGUCUGCUACGUGUAAUAUACUUCCGGUGUUAUUCUUGAGGAGUGCAUGAAGUAGAGUGGCCUUCACUCGUACUAGCAUAGGUGCAAGUACUGCUUGAUGACGAAUAUCAGCUGCAACGUUGAGUAU
Messenger RNA from Micromonas pusilla CCMP1545, 1695 nucleotides. RefSeq names its product H+-or Na+-translocating f-type, v-type and A-type ATPase superfamily (gene ATPG). The transcript is spliced from 3 exons. Gene Ontology annotation, molecular function: proton-transporting ATPase activity, rotational mechanism. The record is from RefSeq and is a predicted model, not a curated record. Bases 111 to 773 code for a protein of 220 amino acids. Gene Ontology annotation, biological process: proton motive force-driven ATP synthesis. Lineage: Eukaryota; Viridiplantae; Chlorophyta; Mamiellophyceae; Mamiellales; Mamiellaceae.